Molecule: messenger RNA, 4194 nt
Organism: Symbiodinium necroappetens
Lineage: Eukaryota; Dinophyceae; Suessiales; Symbiodiniaceae
Source: the annotation of a GenBank genome assembly
GUCUCGGUGCCUUUGGACAGUGGAGAUCUCCCAAAGACGUUGAGAAUGUUGAGACUGGCGACGGUGAUAUGCCUCGUCGUUGCUCGCUCUCCGCGACUGUCAUCAGCUUGCGCCACAUUGCGAGUGACAGAGUCUCCCUGCAGCAUGCUUAUGUGCCCGGUCAUUCGGGACACAUUGGAAAUGAGCUCUCCGAUGAGCUCGCUAAACAGGCCAGGCGCAGGCCGUGCAACUAUUGGGAUCGGCUCCUUCCGACUUGGCCCUCCCACCUUGCGAGGCAUCCACUGCGGGAUUGGGCCUGGCUUGCUUUGGGACCAGCCAAGGAUUUGCCCACCCUCUUUUCGCUUGAGGGUGAGGCUUUCCGUCUUCAGCGCUUGGACUCUCGCCCUACCCGUGCCCCGGAUGUUGGUGAACCACAGAUUGCACAGCCUCAGCUUGCACAGAUAGCCUUCACAGCCAUCACCUACAACGCUUUGACGCUUCGGGAUGUCGUCAAGCCGAAAGUCUCUCAGGCUGAGAUCGGGUUCCGCAUUACUGGUCGGAAAGAGGUUAUGAAGCAGCAGUUUGCCCAGCUUCAGCCCCUCUUUGUUGGCUUUCAAGAGACAAGGUUGCCUGAGAGCUGCGUUCAACCGGACUUGGACUACCUUGUUCUCCAGUCCUCUGCUAGUCAGAUUGGCUCGCUGGGCGUUGCUCUUUGGGUGUCCAAGAAAGUUCCCUAUGCUUGCGUUGGGGAGCGCAAGCAUUUCAUUCAGCCUGGACACUGCAAUGUCUUUGGGCGCUCCGAACGGCAUCUCGCUGUAGAUGUCGAUGCCCCUUAUUUGCGGCUCGUGGUCAUCGUCGGACACGCGCCCACUCUCGCCACUGCCACUGUUGCCGAAGUGCAGUCCUUUUGGCGGCAGCGUGCUGUUGAGGUGCAAAAGAGGCCUUCCGGCUCUGACUUCCUUUUGCUUCUGGAUUCUAAUUCCAGGGUCGGAAGUGUGCCGACGGACUCUGUUGGUGAACACCAAGCUGACCAUGAAAACAAAGCCGGGGAACUUUUCCGGGAGUUUCUUCGACAAAUAGGGGGCUACCUGCCGUCUACUUUCGAUCUCCACCAUGAAGGCGAGGGACACACCUGGGCCUCUCCUGCUGGCACUUUGCAUCGCCUUGACUUCGUUGUGGUCCCUUUAGCCUGGUCGGGCUUCCGGAUGCUCUUCAAAAGCGACAUGACCACUGGCCAGCUGCACUGCACUGAUGUGUUGUCGCAAGUUCCCUGUUGGGACUGGGCUGUGGAUGUUGAUGAUCAUUACGACGCGCUUGCUGAGGCCUGGCGUGGUGCUGGUGCCUGCUUGGUGGAGGAGCGUUCUGCCCAGCCCAAGCAGUCGUACCGUCGGCGGAUACUCUUCGUCUUGUCAAGAUCCGACAGGGCCUCCGACGUUACCUCCGGGCUGAGCGACUCCUUCUCGGCACGGCAACUGGAUACGGUUCAUCGGUGGUUUUUGGAGCUCGACUUCAGUGAGGCUGAAGCUCUCUUCCGAUUGAUGCACCUGAGCUUUUACCUGCGCCGGUUUGUCUCUGGGGACCGCUCCCGCUACCUCUCGGGUUUGGUUGAAGGCGUUCAGGCUCAGGAUGCCAGGGAUGGUGGAGCUCUCUUCAAGGCUGUCCGCAAGGCUUUUCCGAUCGCUCGCUCUGGUCGUCGCAGCGUCUAUCAGCCCCUGCCUGCGGUGCAGGAUGAGUCGGGGUCUCUGGUUGUUAGCGCUGCUGAUAAGCUCGAGGUUUGGCGAGGCCACUUUGCUCGCCAGGAGGCCGGUGUCAAGGUAUCAGGGGAUCAGUAUCUCGAGGCUUGGUCCUCCUAUCGCAAGCCUUCUGAAGUGCCAGUCUUUGAUCUUCAGGUUGUUCCUACGCGUGGAGAAGUUGAAUCCUUGAUGCUUGGCCUCAACCGUGGCCGAGCCGCAGGGCCGGACAGCAUCACCUCCGAGCUGUUGCAGGUGCAUGUACCCACGACCUCGCGUCAGCUUCUCCCGAUCAUGUUGAAAGCGAGCUUGGGGCUCAGGGAGCCUCUUUGUUUCCGGGGUGGGGAGCUGUACUGCCUGGCGAAGCGUGCUGGAGCAAUGUUCUGCUGCAAAGACUUUCGCUCUAUCCUCGUAUCCAGUGUGCCAGGCAAACUGUUCCACCGCACUUUGCGUAGACAGCUUGCUGAAGUGCUCGCAGAGACUCGCCCGCCGUUGCAAUGUGGUACUCUCCCAGGUGAGGGAAUUGAAACCAUCUCCCUUGCUGGUCGCACUUAUCAGCUUCUUCAGGAUGCCCGCCACCGACCGUGGGCCCUGAUCUUUUACGAUUUGCAGUCAGCCUACUACCAGGUUAUCAGGGAAGCUGUUGUUCCUGGUUGUCAAGACGACACUGCAAUCCUUCGGCUUCUCCACUCGUUGGAUUUGCCGCCCGGCGCUUUGCGCGAAUUGCAGCAGCACCUUGGCUGCAUGGCGUUGCUUCCGCAGCUGCAUGCUUCUCCUCACUUGGUGGCAUCCAUCAAUGACCUCUUCAGGGGAACCUGGUUCAAGAUGAGCGCUGGCGCGGUCUUGACGCUUACGCGUCGAGGCACGCGCCCUGGAGAUCCCGCCGCGGAUGCUAUCUUUGCACUGACCCUCGCCGCUCUGCUCAAACAUGUCGACAAGGUCCUUGAUGCCAAGGGCCUUCGUCCCAGCUUUCCACAGGUUGCCCACCGCCACCCUUGGGCUUCGGUUGAGGAGCACACCUCGCUUGGUUGUCCGGCGUGGGCCGAUGACUUCCUUCAGCCUCAAGAUGGUGAGAGCCCUGCCGAUCUUGUUGUAAGGGUCCGGGGGGGUGUUGAGCUUCUCACUGCUCGAGCGACUGCCAUGGGGAUGACGGUCAGUUUUGCUAGGGAGAAGACCGCUGCCAUCGUUUCUGCGCGGCUAUCUGUUGGUCUGUCUGAAGGGGUUGACUUCGAUGAGGACGGACUGCCCUAUAUCGCUGUUCGCAAUGAGCUGCUGGGCGUGGUGCAUCGUCUACAGCUUGUGCCUUCUUACAAGCAUCUAGGCGGCAUUGUCGUUGCGACGUCCUCUCCGGUUCCAGACCUGCACCACCGCCAUGCUCGGGCCAGCAUGGUAGUGCGUCCCCUUCAGACGCGCCUGUUUGGGAAUCAACGCAUCCCGCUUGCUACACGUCGUUUGCUUUUGCGCUCCCUUGCGCUCUCGCGUUACGUUCAUUCAGGUGCGUCCUUGAUCCUCACUGCGGCUUAUCACAGGCGCAUUUGGUGCCAGCAAUACGUUGCUUUGCAAAGGUCACCCUGUCGCCGCACAGCUGCUGAUCGCGCGGUGCAUUCCUACGAGGUGCUCCACGCGGCGCAGGCUUUUUCGCCGCCUCUGGCGCUUGCAUAUGCUCGCGCAUCAUUCCUUAGGCGGUUGACGCAGCAGUGUCCUUGUAUGUUGGCGCAACUCCUGUAUGACCAUUGGAGGGUCUCGCCAGCCAGUUCUUGGUUGGGGCAGCUUGCCGUCGAUGUUGCUCAGGUUGGACUCUUCGUACCAGGCGUUCUCCAAGUCCUACCGUCGCACGAUCCGGUUCCGUCGCUCUUGGACUCGUUUCUGGAGGAUCCGAGUUGGUGGCAGCGUCAGGUUCGGAAGGCAGGCAAGGUUUUUCUUCAGGACGUGGCCCAGUGGCGCCUGCACCCCCAGGCCCCGCCUGCUGUGGACGAGGCUCCGGUGCGGCCUUUUAGCUGUCACGUCUGUGCGGCGUCGUUCGCGCUUAGGAAGCACUUGGGAGUACACCUUGCUCGAUCCCAUAACAUCGUUGCCCCUGCCCGCCACUUCUCUCCCUUUGCCUACUGCUUGGCGUGCCACAAGUACUACGGACUACCUGUUCGUGUGCAGCAACACUUGAAGAGCUCUGCCAAAUGUCUGCGACGGCUCGCUUCAGUGAUUCCUCCGCUUUCACUCGCCGAGAUUGCUGAGGUUGAGGCUGAGGGCAAAUUUCUUCUUCGUCGUCAGAAGGCAGGUCAUUGGAAAGACCUUCAGGUGCACAGGCCUGGCACUGUUGCGCUUGGCCCCUUGAUUCCCUUGCGGCAAGAGCGGGUGCCGGCGCUCGACGCUGCAGAAGAUGGUGUCCUGCUUUCCGACCUCGCCCCUAAGUUUGCUCCUGACCCGGCUGUCGUGUCCUGGAUCGAUCAGUACUUAAGUCUACGGAGCACAGAGGGACCAAGGGCAG